GUGGCGACAUGAGGGUAUCCCCAGUGGAGAGCAACAGGAGGGCUAAGUCAUCUACCUCCUAAAGACAGAGGGUCAUCAGACACGACCAAGACAGUACCUAGGCCCCCACCACUUCCAACCCGUGUAAUCUGAGACGAGUCACGUCAUCUAUCUGAGACUGAGUUUCUCCAUCCAUCAACCAGGAGUAGAAUAGUGACCACCUCCUUGAUUUGUAGCAAGAAUUACAUGUGAGACACAAGCAAGGGGCCAGGCACGGAGAGAGUAUCUAUAGCAUCGCAUCACUCCUAAGAUGCAUUUUUUUUUUUACUAACAGGCGCGUUGCGUAGUGGACGAUUACACUCUGGAAAGGAGGCCCGGUAGCCAGCCUCCAGGUGAGCUCACGGCAGGUGGGUGCCACGAAGCUGUAUCUGCCCAGCCGGGACGAUGUCUGGACGCCCGGUGAGCCGUUCCAACAUCCACAGCCGCUUGAACCAUCCCAACAAUGUGUCCUUUUCGGCCCAGGCUCCAGGCUGGCCCCACGGCCCCGGUGUGAGCGGGGCUGAUGGUGUCAAACGCCCCUGCACCCCGAGCGGCUCUGAGACCAGCAGCUGCAGCCUCUCCUCGGAGCAGCCCGACAGCCCCAGCUUCUUCAGACUCCCAGUGAGGAAAAUCUGCAUGGGCCGCCCCUACAACUCCAAGUUCGUAGAGACAAGCCACCUGGCGAACCACCCCAAGGUGGCCAGAAAACCCGCUUACCAUGGCGGCCCCCGCUACCUGCUCUGUACAGAACGUCCCUCAGGCCCCUGUAGCCCCACCUUCCUGGACCAACUCAUCAAAGGCAUCAACUACCUUGACAGAUCCACCAGUGCCUUCUGCUCCAAAUCGUCACUGAGCCUGCCCAGGCUUGCAGCCAACUGCCUGGAGCGUGCAGCCACCUCCAUCCACCUGGACCACCCAGACCACGCCUUCCCCCGUAGUUACUCCAACCCCGUCACCGGCGUGGCCGCCUCCAACGACUACACCAACACCUGCAUGGUGCCGUCCACCAGGGGCGUCAACUCUUUGCAGUGUGUGGAUGGGCCUGCCAACGCCAGAUGCCCACCCCGGCUUCAGAGACGGAGCCUUACACCCGUGCUGCCGCAGAGGCCGGGGACGAAGCUGCCUGAGCUCCCCUUGUUCGGCAACGGGAUCUUUUCCCUGGGUCACCUGCCCAAGUUCUGGGAGGCAAUCCGCUCGGGCUGGAGAGCCCCCGAGCCCAUCUCCAAACCCUGUAGCUGGUGGUAACAUCGACCGCGAAAUGGGUACAGGCGCAUCGGGCUGCAGCGGUUGAAAAUAAAUGGU
Messenger RNA from Prionailurus viverrinus (fishing cat), 1320 nucleotides. RefSeq lists its product as uncharacterized. The record is from RefSeq and is a predicted model, not a curated record. NCBI's taxonomy places the organism in Eukaryota, Metazoa, Chordata, Mammalia, Carnivora, Felidae. The transcript is spliced from 3 exons. Bases 424 to 1263 code for a protein of 279 amino acids.